UAGAAUUUAAUCACUCAUUUGGUCAGAGCUGGUAGGCUACAACCAAGCUCCACACACACCGAGAGGGGAAAAGAGAGAGAAGGAGUGAGUUUAAAGGAGAAGAGAAAGAGGAAACGGUGUCUGUUGGAGAGGAAGCCUCACUCACACCUCCAGGAACAUAGCGAAGAGGGAAUUGCAAGACCAGAGACACAGCAACCUAGCCUGGGAGCAGGAGGACUGACCAGCCUACUGAACCACACAGGCAGAGAAUAUAACAGAGAAUAAAACCUGAGCCCUUGGGGUACAGAAGACCCGUGACAACAGCCACUCUGAGCCAGUGGAUCCACAACAACAUUCUGCCACCCUGAUCCAGACACUGAGGAAGCAGAGAUCCAGAGAUCCAGAGUGACCCCCAACAGCACCCUCGCGCUGCCUUCCAGAGUAGAAUAUGUCCUGCCAGCCCAGCCAACCCUGCCGCUGAGCCGCUGGGGCACCAUGAUAUCCCACUACCCCCUGGCCAUCCUGCUGCCCUGGCCCCCCGGUCCCCACGGACACUGCUCCGACAUGGAGGCCUCUCUGCUGGAUGGGGAGGGAGGGGUGGCCCUGCAGAGGUACCAGGCUCGAUCACCAGAGAGCAGCCCCCGACACUGGAGCUCGGUGCAGGACUGGGGGGAGGAAGUGGAGGAGGGAGCAAUAUACAACGUGACACUGAAGAGGGUCCAGAUUCAGCAGGCUGCCAACAAGGGAGCAAGAUGGCUGGGGGCUGAGGGGGACCGGCUGCCCCCUGGCCACACAGUGAGCCAGCUGGAAACCUGUAAGAUCCGGAGUAUCCGUGCAGGAACGCUGGAACGGCUGGUGGAGACCCUGUUGACGGCGUUCGGGGACAAUGACCUCACUUACACCAGCAUCUUCCUGUCCACGUACCGCGCCUUCGCCAGCACACACACCGUGCUGCAGCUGCUGUUGGACAAAUAUGGAAUUCCAGAGGAUAGUGAAGGACCGAUGGAGCGAUGUAGACCCUCUGAAACCAAAGGAGCCGUUCGAACUGCCCUGGCCUCCAUCCUUCGAGUCUGGCUGGACCAGUGUCCAGAGGACUUCCAGGAGCCUCCAUCUUACCCCUGCCUCCACAGAGUCAUGGCCUAUCUACAGAGGGCCCUGCCUGGAUCGGAGCCCAUUCGUAGAGCCCAGAGUCUAUUGGGGCAGCUACAAGCCGAGGCCAGUCUGGAUCCAGACUCCGAGGGUUUCUCUGGCGGUUUCCAUGGCAACAGCUCCUUCUGCCUGGGUGAGGAUGAGGAAGUGGAGAUCGAGGUCCAGGAAGACUUCCUGUCAUUUGAUGCAGAUUUGGUGGCCGAGCAGCUAACCUAUAUGGAUGCGUUGUUGUUCAAGAAGGUGGUUCCUCACCACUGUCUGGGUUCCAUCUGGUCCCAGAGGGAUAAGAAGCAAAACAAGCACAGUGCUUCCACCAUCCGUGCCACCAUCACCCAGUUCAAUGCUGUGGCAGCAUGUGUGGUCAGCACCAUACUGCACCGACGCCAGAUCCGCCCGCACCUCAGGGCACGGGUCAUCCAGCGCUGGAUAGACGUCGCUCAGGAGUGUCGCAUGCGUAAGAACUUCUCCUCGUUGCACGCCAUCGUAUCUGCACUGCAGUCCAACCCACUCUACAGACUGAAGAGGGCCUGGUCCUGCGUGCACAAAGACGGCAUCUCUACGUUCGAGGAACUAUCAGACAUCUUCUCAGAUCACAACAACUACCUGACCAGCCGAGAGCUGCUGAUGAGGGAGGGCACCUCUAAGUUUGCCAAUCUGGAAGGCUGUGCUAAGGAGCACCAGAAACGCAUUCACAAACGACUCCAGCUGCAGAAGGAAAUGGGUGCCAUGCAGGGGACGAUACCUUACCUGGGCACCUUCCUGACAGACCUGACCAUGCUAGAUACUGCUCUACCAGACCUAGUAGAGGGUGGGCUCAUCAACUUUGAGAAGAGACGGAGGGAGUUUGAGGUGAUUGCUCAGAUCAAGCUGCUGCAGUCUGCGUGUAACAGCUACUGUCUGAGUGCUGACGCUGCCUUCCUGCGCUGGUUCAAGAGCCAGCCCCAGCACAGUGAGGAGGAGAGCUAUGCUAUGUCUUGUGACAUUGAAGGAGUGGGAGACAGCAGUCCUACUUCACCCAAACCCCGCAAGAGCAUGGUCAAGAGACUUAGCCUACUGUUUCUGGGUGUAGACUCCUCGGCAGCGAGUUCCCCGUUGAGGGAAACACCUCGGUCGCCCCCUACUGGCAGCUCUGGGGAGAGCAUGGACUCAGUAAGUGUGUCGUCUAGUGACUCCAGCCCUUCAGAAAGCGAUGGCAUGGCCAUGACCCCUAUACACACCUCCGACACUCAGCAGAACAAGUUGUCUGAGUCUUCUUCCUGUACUUCUCUCCACUCCAUGGACACCACCUCAUCAUCAGCCAGUGUUCCAAUGACCCCAGCCUCUCCCUCUCUCCCCGGGCCACCCUGCAUGCACCGUCGCUCUGUCUCCCUGACACCCAUGUCCCCCUCCUCCCCCCUGCCCCCGGCCUACAACACCCAGGCCCAGGACGCCUGCAUCAUCAGAGUCAGCCUGGAGCAGGGCAAUGGCAACCUCUACAAGAGCAUCCUGUUGACGAGUCAGGAUAAGACUCCAGCAGUGAUUUCUAGAGCUGUGGCCAAACACAACCUGGAGAGUGAGCCUGGGGAGGGAUAUGAGCUGGUGCAGGUCAUCUCUGACGAGAGAGAGCUGGUGAUUCCAGACAACGCCAACGUCUUUUACGCCAUGAACACCUCAGCCAAUUUUGACUUCCUGCUGCGUGUGCGAGGCACCGCGGGGAGGCCGGUCCAGCUGAGAAGUCGCUGCGCCUCCACACUCCCCCGCGCCCAGCAGCGCUCCAGCCUGUCUCUGCGCCUCAGCAAGGUCACACUGUGACUCCCAGGACAGGGGCACAAGGACUGGAGGGACCACAGACUUGAGGGGGUGGGAGACUGAGAAGGAAGCAUGGGGGAGUGAGUUGAAGUCAAUGAGACUCUGAAUACCCUAUUCCCAAAACCCCUGUCCCCAAUCGGACCCCCACCUCUCAGUGCCCACGUACAUCCCCCAACUCCAGAAGCAGCCUGUGGCCUUCCAAUCCCUGUCCCUACCACCCCCCAACCCCUAUGGACUAUUAUGGAUGUGUAGUGGGACUUCAGUGCCAUAUAGAAUAUAGAUGCCUUUGGCAGAGCGAGACAGUGCCCCCCUCCCCGCAACCUUCCGCUCUCCACAUGAAGAGGUUUUGCACAUGCAGGAGGAGUGAUUCCUGCCCUCCAUCAGUAUUCAGCUUUUUUUUAAUCAACUCUCUUCUUUCCUGUGAUGCCUGUUAUGUUUCCCAUUCAGAGGGAGAUGGGAAGGAGAGUGAGACUGUGAUGUCCAGUCCUGUUGCCUUUAUUAAUGAUGAUGAACUCCUGUGUCAGUAUUAAUCUGGGUGAUUGAUUGACAGGAGCUGUGUGAUGUCACUAUCUUUCUUCUUUGUUUCCUUCACCUCAUUGUGUGCACUGUGUGUAACACACCGGACUGCGCUUCUAAUAUUCUGAGCUGUGUGACGAAUACCAUUAUAGAGGCAUUCUGAUAGGUUCCUACUUGGUUUUAACAAGUCCUUUCCUUUUGAAAUUGCUUAGCUGUCCUAUCUCAUCUGUAGGGUGUAGUGACACAUAGGAUGGGUCUCUAUGUGAGGCCCGGAUUGAGCGGCCUGCCGCGCUGAUUAGCAGUCCUGAUAGAGAUGCACUUGUUGGUGGCUAGGUGACGUCAGGAGGUGGGAAAUGGGUGGAAUGAGUGACCUGCUCUUCUUCUUUUCACCUCUGCACAAAAUGAAGUAUAGUUUUGUUUUCCUCUGUUUUUUACAGGGCAGAAGAAAAAAGUAUAUGUAUCAAACUUGGAGAGGGUUCCAAAGGAUGAUGUUCUUAAAUUAUAUGUGAAUUCAGAUUGUCAGAAAGAAGACAGUGCCAGAUUUGCUGUGCUUCAUUUGGAAUCGUGACAGAGGGACAGACUCUCACUCCAGUGCUCAGUGGGUGCACAUUACAUUAAUGAGUACUGGGGCUUAUUCAGGAGGGUGCAGGGUUAAGGUCUAUCUGCUGAACACUCCGUCACUUAUCAUGUGCACUUGGGUGGAGUCGAAUUUUUUAGACCAGCGCCGUAUGGCAACAUGAUACCCUCGCCGGUCCAUGUGUUCCUAGACCCCCGAUUUUAUAAACAUUCACAAGGCUGCAAUGGCAGAGAUUUUCUUCCCAUUUGUGAUAAAACGAAGAACCACAUUGAAAACUACCACUGUUGGCUAAUUUAAAAGAAAACCAACUGCAUUUUUGAAUAAUAGCUAAAUCUAAUGAAAGUUUCAGUUUGUUUUACAUUACCUCAUUUUGUGCCUGCCAGUUGGCUGUAGGCUAAAAACAGCAAGCUAGCCUUUCCAUCUUCCCACAUCUUCCCAAUUUAUAAUUAAAUAAAUGCCCUGGCAAAUAUUCUUCUACUUGCCAGUGUAACCUACGACAUUAUUCCAGUUUAAUCUGCUGCUUGAAUGUAUUCGCUCCCAUAUCAGCUAAAAAUAGAAAGUGGUCAUUUUUGCUCAUGGAGAAAAAGCACAUGGCUAGCAGCUGUUUUACCAUUUAGAAGUAGCCUAAAAUCAAGUAAUUACUUCUAAACAAAAUAUGUUUUGUGGGGGGAUUCUAAUAAGGCUAUAAUGUUUAUGGUUUGUGGGGGGAUUCUAAUAAGGCUAUAAUGUUUAUGGUUUGUGGGGGGAUUCUAAUAAGGCUAUAAUGUUUAUGGUUUGUGGGGGGAUUCUAAUAAGGCUAUAAUGUUUAUGGUUUGUGGGGGGAUUCUAAUAAGGCUAUAAUGUUUAUGGUUUGUGGGGGGAUUCUAAUAAGGCUAUAAUGUUUAUGGUUUGUGGGGGGAUUCUAAUAAGGCUAUAAUGUUUAUGGUUCGAACAGUCGCUGAGAUUACAUUUAGUUAUCAAUGCAAAAUAGGCUACUUUAGUUCUUAGCAUCAGAUCACUUUUGUUUUCACGGAUUUAUAGCAACACUGGUGCUUAUUUUUAAAGCAAAUUGAUAGAUGUAGAGUUAAUGAUUUAGUGAAGAGUAAAUGUUUUGCGGGAAAAUUAAUUCAACGUAUAAGGAACUUGACUUUUUUCACCGCAACCCCACUUUUUUCUACCACUACAUCAGUGUGUGAAACAGCUUUGUGCCAAAAGAGAGAGGAACAAAAUCACAUUUUUUGGGUUCAAUUUCAACCAAGUGAGUUUGGUGGUAAAAUACAGCCUCAUUAUCUACACAACAGUGCCCCCACCCUCACAAAAGGAAUAAUAUGCUGCAUUUCAACGUUUUUGUGGAGAAAAUCCGCAUAGCAAGCGACUAGGUAGGCUUACGUACUACAAGGAGCCGCCCAUUUUGUGGUGAAAAAUGACAUUCAAGUACUGCGUUUGCGUAAACUUUCAGAUGGAAAUUGUCAUUCGGAAUAGGCAGUCAUGUCUGCUCUUACAACAGUCUCAACAUUGCAGCCACCUGUGCACCGAGCCACAGCCAAUCACUCACUCCCAAUAGUUUGAGUCACAGACGAUAUGAAGAAAAGAAAUCACACCAGCCCACACUAUGACACUAACUCAGUUCCUCCUGUGCCCAGGCCUCUACACACACUACACACACACACCUCCUACUUUAACAGAAACCCUUACUGGCUCCCACACACUGCCUAACCAGCAUUAACACCAUCACCCCAUCGGUCACACACACACACACACUGAAUGCUGUCCCUCCUGUGCCAUAAAUACCUAUUCUCUCCUUGCACACUGUGGUUAUGGUUAUAACACUCGUUCGCUAAUACUGACAUUCUGGCCAUCUCACUGAACGCAGUGUACUGAUCUGUUAUUGGUCAUACUAAAGGCUGGGCAAGGUUUACUCUGUGGUCGAUUUCCUCCUAUCUUGAUUCUCAUUCAGCACUUGUGAUUUUUCUCUCAUGAACUUUGUGUACUUCUUCACUGCCAAAGAAUUCUCUACCUAAAUAAAUUAUUAUCAUUACUAUGA
Molecule: messenger RNA, 6032 nt
Organism: Oncorhynchus mykiss (rainbow trout)
Lineage: Eukaryota; Metazoa; Chordata; Actinopteri; Salmoniformes; Salmonidae
Gene: rgl1
Product: ral guanine nucleotide dissociation stimulator-like 1
Biological process (GO): Ras protein signal transduction
Cellular component (GO): plasma membrane
Molecular function (GO): guanyl-nucleotide exchange factor activity
Source: RefSeq, a predicted model, not a curated record